AUGAGGCCGCUGAAGGAAGAAGAAAGCAAGAUUGUAUUUGAGAAACUUGCUAAAUUCGUCGGAAACAAUCUUGUCAAUAUUGUCGACAACAAGGAAAAUCCGCACGUUUUUCGCCUUCAAAAGGAUCGGGUUUUCAUCGUUUCGGCGAAAGUUUGUAAAUUUGCUGGGAGUGUUCCCAGAAAAAACUUGAUCAGUUUAGGAACUUGCAUUGGAAAAUUUUCAAAAACCAAGAAGUUUCGUCUUCACGUCACUUCUCUUCCGUGGAUUGCUCGUUUUGCGACGCACAAGGUUUGGGUGAAGCCAGCAGGAGAACAAAGUUUUAUUUAUGGAAAUCAUGUUUUGAAGCGCCAUCUAGGACGCGUCACUGAGCAAACGGAUAAGAAUGCUGGGGUCGUUGUGUUGUCGAUGGGAGAUGUUCCACUUGGUUUCGGUGUGACUUCUCGUUCAACAAGUGAAAUGAGAGCUUCCGAUACAGAAGCAAUCGUUGUUUUUCAUCAAUCUGACGUUGGGGAGUAUCUCAGAGAAGAAGCUGAUCUUAUUUAG
This is a messenger RNA of Condylostylus longicornis, 543 nucleotides long. RefSeq lists its product as uncharacterized. Bases 1 to 543 code for a protein of 180 amino acids. The transcript is spliced from 5 exons. Gene Ontology annotation, biological process: ribosome assembly; ribosomal large subunit biogenesis. Gene Ontology annotation, molecular function: RNA binding. Gene Ontology annotation, cellular component: nucleolus; preribosome, large subunit precursor; nucleus. The record is from RefSeq and is a predicted model, not a curated record. NCBI's taxonomy places the organism in Eukaryota, Metazoa, Arthropoda, Insecta, Diptera, Dolichopodidae.